AAAGUGGUGGAACGUAUCGGACGCACGGCCGAAUCGCGAGUCUAAAAAACACACACACGUUUAUCUCAAUCGAAGAACAAGAUGAGUCGCGUAUAAAAACCGAUCAUCCCGAAUCGCCAGAUUCAGUACCCCCUGAAUUUUCGACGUACGUCGAUCGAUAAAGACGCGAACAUAAAAAAAACGAGUAGCGCGAGUGGACAAGUGAAAAAUUUCGCGGUGUGCAGAGCGACCAGAUAGAGGACACAACAACAGUUUGAGAGUUUAUAUUACUUUUUUCCUUAUUGUUAGUUUUAAAGAAGAAUGUCUCCACUAAUUAUAGUGGGGAUAACACUCCUCGUCACAGUCUUUGGUGACGUUAGUCACGUUCUUCAAGGUCAAGCACACCCGCCCGCCGACUCGCGAGAAGUCCACAGUGCUUUCCAAACUGGAAAUGGUCAAGACUUUUGGUGGAUGCAAGAUGACAGUCCAUUCAAAAACGCCUACAAGCAUUUUAAGAAAUGCGCUGACACUGGUAAAUGCGUCACAAGUAAAACUGAAUACAAACUAACAGGAGAUGGUGAAGAUGGAUUCGCUCCAAUCGAUCUUCAGAAGAAUGUUUUUUUGAAUGGAGGAUCAUCUGGACCAUCCGGACCGUCUGGACCAUCAUCGUACGCAUCUACUUCCAGUUUCAGCAGUUCCGGGGGUACUGACUUUCAGGGUUUCCACAGCGGAGUCAAAAUCGAUCUGAACGAGAACCCGUUCUUGACAGGAAGUUUUGCCCAUGCUGUACCAACUGCUUCGAAUAGUACCACAACUAUCAAUACUACAUCUUCUGGAAAACCUCACAUUGAUUUAAGUCACAAUCCCUUCUUAAAUGGUCAAGUUGUUACUCCUGCAGCUGAUGGAGAAGGUUUCAGUUUUAAUCUCAAUGGGGAAGCUAUUCAUUAUGAUUCUUCAGCAUCUGCUUCUUCUGGUGACAUAUUUACAGUGUCAAAGACAUCUUCUCCUGCUAGCAGUAAGAUAGAUAUAGAUAAAAAUCCAUUUCUUAAUGGUCUUACUACCUUCCACUUUGAAAAUUCCUCUUCAGUGAAUGUCAGUCAAAUUGACGGCAAUGGCAUUGAUUUGAGUAAAAAUCCAUUUUUGAAUGGAAAUAUUGGUCCUCCUUCAUCUGUAGCAGUAAGCACAGAUCAUGAUACUAGUAGCGUUAAUAUUGAUUUAAACAAUAAUCCAUUCUUCCAUAAUGGUUCUACCUUUUAUUUCCAAAAUUCUUCAUAUUUGAACAAACAUGUCGGUUCUUCAUCUAGUUCAUCUGGUAGUAAUCACGGAGCAGUAAAUACGUCAAUACAUGAUAUUAGCAGUGUUAAAAUUGACUUGAAUAAAAACCCAUUUUUCAAAAAUGGUUCUACGUUCUAUUUCCAAAAUUCUUCAAACUCGAACAGCAACUCGGGUUCUUCUUCAUUUAAUUCCUUUGGACAAACUCUUGAAGGUGCAAACUCCAUAUCCGGUAGUGCUCACACUAAUAUCAAUAUAAACAAAAAUCCAUUUGUUCAAAACGGUUCUUCGUUUUAUUUUGAAAAUUCCUCUAAUUCAAAUGGACAUGCCGAAGCCAAUUCUUCGAUUCUUUCAACUGGAAAUACUUCCGGAGUUAAACAUAUUCAAGCUGGUAUUAACAAAAUCGAUAUUAGCAACAAUCCAUUUUUAAAAGGACACAUUUCAAACAAUGGGCAAAAUGGCGGAGCAGGAGGAGCAGCAGUGGCCGCUUCCGGUUCGGGAUGCGUGGGAUUCGACCGCGCCUGCGUGCCAAAGGCCAACUGCGUCAACGGAGUGGUCGAGAGUGACAAAGGUCCCUUCGAAAUUAGAACCAAGAGCGUUGUCUGUGCCGACAAUGAAGUUUGUUGUCAACUCCGGUCAACCUCAGCUUCAGGAUCUGAUGGAUCAUAUUACAAUACCAACGUUCUAUCUUCUGGAAAAUCCAGUGUUGGAUCCCAAACGAAAAUUACCGAUUUCAAUGGAUUAUCUCCAGAUCAAGUCCAUGUAAAUUCGGCUUCACAAGCAGGUCUAAGACCACAACUGAACUUCAUUGGAGCUUCUGGAGCUUCCACAAUCAAACCUAGAGAUCUCACAGCAGCCGCAAGCGACUUUGGAUAUUUUUCCAGCAGCACACCUGAUUACUCCAAUGUCAAUUUUGGAGAUGAUGCCAGGUUUUCAAAUUUACAGGGUUUAGAUUAUUUGCCUCCGAAAGUUGAAACUCCUUCAACCACUACUUACCGUCCAACACCUCCACCACGUCCAUCUUGUCCACCAGGACAAUUUUUGACUGCUUCUGGUAUAUGUGAAGCUGUUCACAGGGAAUGUCCACCUGGCACUCGUGCUACACCUUCAGGAGGUUGUGAGAAAUUGAAGGUUGAAUGUGGUCCAGGUCAGCGUCAUGGGCCUUACGGACAGUGUAUUUCCAUUCAAACUCCACCACCACCAACACAACCACCAACACCAAGAGUGUGCCCACCAGGGCAGCAACCUGGACCUUAUGGACAAUGUAUAGUAAUUCAUACUCCACCACCACCGCCACCACCAACUCCAAAAGUGUGUCCAUCAGGGCAACAACCUGGACCUUACGGACAAUGUAUAGCAAUUCAUACUCCACCUCCUACACCACCACCUGUAAGAGAGUGCCCUCAAGGUUACAGAUUAGGACCAAACGGUCAAUGUGUUCCAAUUCCCACUCAACCACCAGUUAAAACUUGCCCACCAGGCCAGAAACUUGUUGGUGGAGCAUGUAUAAUUAUUGAUUGCGCCCCAGGGUAUAGAUUAACUCCACAAGGUGAAUGUGUUGUUGUACCUACCCAACCUCCUCCAACUCGGGUCACUUGUGGUCCUGGCCAAACCCUAGGACCCUACGGACAGUGCAUCAGUUCUACAGCAUAUCUACCUCCGCCUUCCUGCAGACCAGGACAGAAAGUCGGUUUUAAUGGACAAUGUAUUGAUGUUGUUACUAGUCCCCCGGUAACAACUCCUUAUCCACCUUCAAUCCCAACAUGUGGACCUGGAGAAAGAUUGGGUCCCAACGGACUGUGCGUCAGCAUCACAACGCCGCGCCCGGCCUGUCCACCAGGGUCCUUCCCAACUGCGUACGGGGGUUGCGAACGCCCCCCACCGCCGAGCACGACACCCGCCAGCUACUCCUGUCCUCCCGGAACCGUAAAAACUCCCUCUGGAAGAUGCGAAUCUCCUCCAACUCCUCCACGACCAGUCACCUGUCCUUCUGGUAGCUUCUUGGGUCCUUCUGGCAAUUGUGUUAGACCUACAACCACAAGAACUUAUCUCCCACCGGAAACCGAACAAACUACUCGUGGCUACGAAUAUCCCAAACCUACGCCGCCAUUCCCAGGUGGACAUAAUGAGGAACCGGAAUAUCUAUCGACAGCCAAACCGACAGUUCCACCACGUCGUCCAGGCAGACCAAGAUACCCACCAACAGACAAGGAAGGAUCACCAGGAAGUAACGUACCCGUCCAUGUCCGUCCACCAGGCAGCCAGGACGAAACGAACCUCGACCUGAUUCCUGUAGGAUGCGCAGCUGCGCUAAAAUGCGUCCAAGAGAUUUACUGCACAGCCGAGGGACUCGUUAGCCCGGUACCGGUGGUUCUGACUAAGGAACAAGAACUGUUGAGAGCUCCUACAACGACUUGCCGCAUCCUGGAAUCUGGAUCAGUCGGAAAAUGCUGUAGAGAUCCAAAUUACCAAGACCCAUGGCCUUCAGCAAACUUAGUCAACGGAGUUGACGAUGGACAGUACGCGGAAGACGAUUCUAUUGGUCAAUACAAAGCUGAAUAUCAAAGAUUCUCAAGAUCGUCCAACAGAACCAGGAAGACCAGCAGGUCAAAGAGACAAGUGGCUGCAAAUUGUGGAGUUAGAAAUUUGAAUAGUAACCCUCCAGGCCCAGGACCAAUCGAUGCCGAUUUCGCAGAAAUUCCAUGGCAAGCUAUGAUCUUAAGAGACUCCAAUCGUAGUCUACUCUGUGGUGGUGUGAUUAUUAGACCUAAUGCUGUCCUCACAUCUGCCGCAUGUGUUGAAGGAUUGGACACUUCCGAUAUCCUCAUCAAAGGUGGCGAAUGGAAAUUGGGAAUAGACGAGGAACCGCUGCCCUUCCAGAUUGUCAAAGUGGCAGCUAUAUCGCGUCAUCCUGACUUCUCCGCUGGUUCCUUACUCAAUAACUUGGCUCUGCUCGUUUUAGAAGAAAAUCUACGUUUUGUCAAGAACGUGGGACCGUUGUGUCUUCCUGUUCCCAACCAGAUACCGACACAGAACUGUAUAGCUACAGGAUGGGGCAAAAGAAUACUACAACUGCACGCCAAAGGAGCUAUAAUGCACAAAGUUGAUAUCGACAUCAUGAACGUCCAGCAAUGUCAACAAGUAUUGGCAGAACAUUUCCAGAAGCAUGUUCCCAAUUACAAUACCAACACAUUGUGCGGAUUCUCCAAAAUCGACCAAUGCAGAAUUGAUUAUGGAAGUGCACUGGCUUGUGCUGAUGAGACCGGGCGUUACACACUCAGUGGCGUAUUCUCGUGGGACACUGGAUGCAAACAGAGAGGUCAGAUCGGUGCCUACGUGGCACCCGACGUAGACUGGAUCGAGAACGUCUUAUCCACGCCACUGAAACAACUGAAAAGACUAGACAGGGAUUACAAUGCUGCCAGAGGACAAGUAGCGUAGACAGUAGACACUGCCGAAAAAGUUUAUAAAAUAAAAACAUUACUAAAAAUGCCAGUAUAUUUAUUAUAGAGCGAAAUCAUUUUUAAUAUUUUUUUAUUGUUAAAAAUAUGUGAGGGAACAACUUAUUCAAUACUAGCUGAUUCUCUCUCUGCAUAAGGGCAGCGGCCCAGCUAUAUCGAAACACGGGUUCCCGAUAGAUCACCGAAGUUAAGCGACGUUAGACGAUACGAGUGGAUGGACGGGUGACCGUCUUGAAAAUUUGUCGUGCUAUUUUUCCAUGACAAAAGUGUAAAAUCUAUUGACACACACUGCUCAUUCAUGCCGCUCCGGUUCGAGAUCGGAUAUCUCGUGAGUAAGAGUUAAACUUCGUUCAGAACAUCGCAAUUAGUGGAAUAAAUUAGUGA
This is a messenger RNA of Sitophilus oryzae (rice weevil), 5096 nucleotides long. It is a transcript of the gene scaf, whose product is annotated as mucin-5AC. The coding region runs from base 301 to 4692 and encodes 1463 amino acids. The record is from RefSeq and is a predicted model, not a curated record. Gene Ontology annotation, biological process: proteolysis. Gene Ontology annotation, molecular function: serine-type endopeptidase activity. The transcript has 28 exons. Lineage: Eukaryota; Metazoa; Arthropoda; Insecta; Coleoptera; Curculionidae.